Molecule: messenger RNA, 4544 nt
Organism: Abrus precatorius (Indian licorice)
Lineage: Eukaryota; Viridiplantae; Streptophyta; Magnoliopsida; Fabales; Fabaceae
Product: receptor-like kinase TMK4
Exons: 2
Coding region: 871-3660 (929 amino acids)
Biological process (GO): protein phosphorylation
Molecular function (GO): protein kinase activity; ATP binding; protein binding
Source: RefSeq, a predicted model, not a curated record
UAGAACAUCCCAAGUUAAAAAAAUUAUUAGUCUAGUAAGGGAAAUGUUUAGUAAUCAACCAUCCUAGUUAGUAUGCGUCUGAUAUAGUCAUCACCUCAAGUGUGUUUCUGGUAAGACAAAUUUGGGUGUUUCAUAUUAUUUUGUUGUCGUGAUUCCUUGAUAGUUCACAUUGGGUGUUUUAUUGUGAUGGUGUGUGUCCAGACCCAAAAAAACAUAACUUAAAAUUGCGUAAAACAUUUGGAGGCCCAAAUUGGGAAAAGAAAAUUGUGAUAGGUAAUGUUUUAGUAAUGCUUUGACCAAAAAGAAAAGCCAUGCUUUGAUCUGGAUUAUUUUCUUAGCACAGAUACCUAUUGGGAAAAGUGGGCCAAGUUAUGCAAAGUGUUUAAAAGGGGGUGGAUGGGAAGCUUCCGUGGAAAGUGAAAAGGAGAAUGACAGAGAGUAUGAAAAGUAAGUAAAAAUUGGAAAAGGAUAAAGACGACGGUGUAUGGUAAAUUAUUACAAUAAUUUAGAUGCAAAGCUCAAUUUUUAUUAAUGAAAAAAGAGAGAGAAACGCGAAAUCUAGUAAGCAACAGUUGGCAUUCGCGGGGACCACAGUCGCCUAAACCACGUUUUCGUAUUUUUGGUGGUUACCUAUCCGAUUCAAUUACAGCCCUUUUUUCUUUGUUUUUUGGGUUCCCAUUUUUUAUUCUCCACUCCAUGUGGGCCCUUUCCUUCUUUUAUAUUCUAAUUUAAAUUUAAUUUAAAAUGAAAAAAAGAAGGGCAUAACUGCCACCACAUGAGGUUGGCGUAGUUAUUAUCUUGUUUGAUUUUGCAUUGUCUUUGGUACAAAUACUCUGUCACACAGAACCGCAACGCCAUAUUUUUGGUCCAAUGGCUCAUCCCAAAUUAAAACCGAAAACCCUACUCUCUCUCUCUAACUUAUUACUCUGUUUCUCUCUCCUCUCCCCUGCCAUUGCCGACGAUGGCGCCUUCAUGUCCAAGCUCGCCAAAGCGCUCAGCCCAACGCCGUCGGGGUGGUCGGGGACUGCGUUCUGCGAUUGGACCGGCGUUAAGUGCGACACCAAUCGCGUUACUGCAAUCAACAUUGCUUCAAAGUCACUCACCGGAACACUCCCUUCGGAUCUCAACUCACUGUCCCAGCUCUCCACACUCUCGCUCCAGAACAACGCGCUCGCCGGCGCGUUACCUUCCUUCGCGAACCUUACCAUGCUUCAAACCGUGUUUCUCGACGGCAACAACUUCACCUCCGUUCCCGCUGGUUGCUUCCAGGGACUCACCAGCUUGCAGAUCCUCAGCAUGACCGAUAGCAUCAAACUCGCUCCCUGGACGAUUCCCACCGAGUUGACUCAGUCGUCGAACCUUGCCAAACUUGACCUCGGCAACACUAACCUCGUCGGUUCUCUGCCCGACAUGUUCGGUUCGCUCGUAAGUUUGCAGGAACUUCGUCUCUCUUACAACAACCUCACUGGUGGUUUGCCUAAGUCAUUUGCAGGAUCUGGGAUUCAGAAUCUGUGGCUCAACAAUCAGGAAGAUGGGUUCGGGUUUUCGGGUUCCAUCGAGGUGCUUUCUUCCAUGCAGCAUUUGUCUCAGGUGUGGCUUCAGAAGAACCAGUUCACGGGUCCCAUUCCUGAUUUGUCAAAUUGUACUGGUUUGUUUGAUCUUCAGCUUAGGGAUAACCAGUUAACCGGUGUGGUUCCUCCUUCUUUGACGUCUCUGAGUAGCUUGCAGAACGUUUCUUUGGACAACAACUUGCUUCAGGGUCCUGUUCCUUCCUUUGGGAAAGGUGUGCAGGUCACUCUCAAAGGGAUCAAUAGCUUCUGUCAGAGCAAUGCUGGGCCUUGCGAUUCGCGGGUUACUACUUUGCUUGACAUUGCUGCGGAUUUUGGGUAUCCCAUUCAGUUGGCGCGUUCAUGGGGAGGGAAUGAUCCUUGUCAAGAUUGGAGCUUCGUUGUGUGUGCUGCGGGGAAGAUUAUUACUGUGAAUUUGGCGAAACAGAAUUUGACGGGAACUAUAUCACCUGCAUUUGCCAAUUUAACUGAUUUGAGGAACUUGUAUCUUGAUCAUAAUAAUUUGGUUGGUUCUAUACCAGGGAGCUUGACAAGUUUGCCUCAGCUUGAGGUUUUUGACGUGUCUGAUAACAACCUUUCUGGAGAGGUUCCCAAGUUCUCUACCAAGGUGAAGUUCAAUGCUUCAGGUAAUGGUCUGCUUGGGCAUUCUGGAGGUGGUGGCGGCGGCAGUGGAACUACUCCGUCCACGGGUCCUGGUGGUGAACCGAGUGGAAAUACAAAUGGAAAUUCAAGUGGUUCUUCGCUAUCCCCUGCUUGGAUUGCAGGUAUAGCCAUUAUUGCUGUGUUUUUUGUUGCAGUGGUGCUGUUUGUCUUUUGCAAGUGUUAUGCCAAAAACCGGCAUGGGAAAUUUGGAAGGGUUAAUAAUCCUGAAAAUGGGAAAGGAGAAGUUAAAAUUGAUAUGAUGAGCGUUGCCAAUUCCAAUGGAUAUGGUGGUAUUCCCAGCGAGUUGCAAAGCCAGGGCAGUGAGCGUAGUGACCUGCAUGUUUUUGAGGGUGGAAAUGCUACAAUUUCGAUCCAAGUACUUCGGCAAGUGACAAAUAAUUUCAGUGAAGAUAACAUUUUGGGUAGGGGAGGAUUUGGAGUUGUUUAUAAAGGGGAAUUGCAUGAUGGAACUAAAAUUGCUGUGAAGAGGAUGGAAUCUGUUGCAAUGGGAAGUAAGGGAAUGAAUGAGUUCCAAGCAGAGAUUGCAGUUCUAAGUAAAGUUAGGCAUAGGCAUUUGGUGGCUCUUUUAGGAUAUUGCAUUAACGGCAACGAAAGGCUUUUGGUGUACGAGCAUAUGCCGCAAGGAACAUUAACACAACAUCUGUUUGAUUGGCGUGAAAAUGGAUGUGCUUCUUUGACUUGGAAACAAAGGGUAGCAAUAGCUUUGGAUGUAGCACGGGGAGUAGAAUAUUUGCACAGCUUAGCUCAGCAAAGCUUCAUUCACAGGGACUUAAAACCCUCAAACAUAUUAUUGGGUGAUGACAUGAGAGCGAAGGUUGCAGAUUUUGGGUUGGUUAAGAAUGCACCAGAUGGGAAGUACUCUGUCGAGACACGACUGGCUGGAACAUUUGGAUAUCUGGCACCUGAAUAUGCAGCUACUGGAAGAGUGACAACCAAAGUUGAUGUGUACGCAUUUGGAGUAGUUCUGAUGGAACUGAUUACCGGUAGGAGGGCAUUGGACGACACUGUGCCUGAUGAAAGGUCUCACUUGGUUUCAUGGUUCCGUAGGGUACUGAUUAACAAGGAGAACAUCCCAAAGGCAAUUGAUCAAACUCUAAACCCCGAUGAGGAAACCAUGGAGAGCAUAUAUAAAGUGGCUGAGCUUGCAGGCCAUUGCACUGCUCGUGAACCUUACCAAAGGCCAGAUAUGGGGCAUGCCGUGAAUGUCUUAGUUCCUAUGGUAGAGCAAUGGAAACCUACUAGCCAUGAAGAAGAAGAAGCUUAUGGCAUUGACCUUCACAUGAGUCUUCCUCAAGCUCUGCGAAGAUGGCAAGCCAAUGAAGGCACUUCCACAAUGUUUAAUGACAUGUCCUUCUCACAGACCCAAUCAAGCAUUCCAGCAAAACCUUCAGGAUUUGCAGAUUCCUUUGAUUCAAUGGACUGCCGAUAACAAAAAUGAUAAACGGGACAACAUCCAAUUGCUUCUCAGUUAGGAGGACUGUAUGAAAAUGCUAUUCAGCUGUUUUGAUCUAGCAGCAUCACCAAAUUGUAUCACAAAAUUUAAUUAAUUUAUUUUUUAAAUGUCGAGUUUUGAAGUUCUCGCAAUCUCCUUUUGUACAAGUCAUCCUUUCUUGAUUCUUUAAAGCUAGCGGAUUUGUUUUAGUGGAUGGUUGAGUUCUUAGUUGGGAAGUAUUAUAGAAAUGUUAAUUGUAUGAUAUUUUUUAACAUUUUUUUGUAUCAGAAUAUUUAUUUCAUUUUAGUUGUUCUUUAGCCAACAGGUGAUAGUUUUUGACCAAGCAUCUGUAAAUUCUAAAUUCCUUUCGAAUGCCGCGUAAAUCAACAGCAAUUAACCAACCAGAGGAAAGCUGUAGCAUGAACAAAUCAAAGUUAAUUAUGCAGCAUUGGUGUAAGGCGGUACCUUUAGCAUCUUUUAAAUUCUCUUUUUUUACUCUUUUUGUUAUUGUCAUCUUUUAUUUUAUUAUUAUUGUUCCUGAUUUUGGGUCCGCUUUAUAUGGCGUAAUGGAACGAUUAAAGAAAUUUGGACAUGUCAGAAACUUGUUUUCCCCACCAAAAUUUUGCGUUGAUAGUGGCGGCUGACAGUUUCAGUUGAGGAGCCUACACGUUUGCGUAGUUUACGGUAUUUUAAUGGCGAAUCUUUGCCAACCAGAUUGGUGACUUUUGUGACAAAUCACAUGCCAUGGGCUCCAUUUGCUAACUGCACAUGCCAUGAUUUGACAAUCUAGAUACUGCUUGCUUGCCUUCAUUUGCUAUCGGAUAUUUCCUGUUUGGCUAUGUCUUCUCUAUUCUCUAAUGAUUUACGCACAAAUGUAGUUU